CUCGAAUGUGCGGAGGAGCUCUCCGUGACAAAGCAUCGGACCCAAUUCGAAUGAGGCAUACACGCUGAUCCGGACUUUGGAAGAUGGCUCGCGCGGCAGAGGAAUGUGCUCGUGCCAUUCGACGACAGCUUGGUCUACGUUUACAGAUCUAUUGCUUGUCUCGUAUUCAACGUCGUCGGCCUUGAUCACUGCAUGGAAGCCAGCGGGGAUCCGUCGGAAGCCAAGAGUGAGAUCAGUCGCACGAAUGACAGUGAUGAUUGGUUGCACCACAUUGAGGUGCGUCUCUGCCGGGUCCUGGGUGUGGUCUGGAUCGUUCGGCUCCUCAUUAUCUUCUUUUUUCGAUCGUAGAUGUCUUGAGCUCUUGUCAUCAUCGCUGCCUGACGACUUAUGCCCGUGUUGUAUCCCUUUCGAGGGCUCGGUACUGGAAGCGGAUGUUUCUACUAGAGGAGUUGGGGAAGUUCUAAGCGACGACACUGGAGAAAAGUCUGAUUCUGAUGGGGUUGAUGAGACACAUCGACGAUGAGUCAUUAUGAAAAUGAUGACUGAGGGAUGUAUUCAAACGAACAGUGGUCAUGAAACAAUGGCAUCCACCCUGUGCAGCGCCAAUGAGUUAACAGGAUAUCAUGAUAAGCGGCCUGCCAAAUAUCGGGACUUUCAAUAUAGUCUCAGUAACAAUAUUCAUGUCGUCAGAUUUGUACAGCAGUUUGAUGGCACGAUGAACUAGGCUUAAAGCGGCCGACACGAGAAGGCUGCGAACCUGAAGAGCAGUGCAUUCCACAAUUUCGUGUGAUUGCGACUUUUACUGUUGGACUGUUGC
Suillus bovinus is the source of this 817-nucleotide messenger RNA. RefSeq lists its product as uncharacterized. The coding region runs from base 104 to 523 and encodes 139 amino acids. The transcript has 6 exons. The record is from RefSeq and is a predicted model, not a curated record. Lineage: Eukaryota; Fungi; Basidiomycota; Agaricomycetes; Boletales; Suillaceae.